Schizophyllum commune H4-8 is the source of this 1050-nucleotide messenger RNA. RefSeq lists its product as uncharacterized. Lineage: Eukaryota; Fungi; Basidiomycota; Agaricomycetes; Agaricales; Schizophyllaceae. The coding region runs from base 1 to 1050 and encodes 349 amino acids. The transcript has 7 exons. The record is from RefSeq and is a predicted model, not a curated record. Gene Ontology annotation, molecular function: heme binding; monooxygenase activity; iron ion binding.
AUGACGCUCGCAGCGCUCUCUGCUAUGGCCGCAACCUUCGCCUGCGUGGCGUGUGCCAUCCGCCGCCGCCACCAUCGUGCCCCCCUUCCUCCAGGACCUAAAGGGUGGCCAGUUAUCGGCAACUUGCUCGAUAUUCCCUCCAAUUACGAGUGGGACAAGUAUAUGCAAUGGGCGAGAGAACUUCAUGCGGCUGGUACAUCGGUGAUUAUCUUGGACUCCUACGAAGCGUGCUGUGACUUGCUGGCGCAGCGCGCCCGGUACUACUCCGACCGUAGACCCGCAUUUCCUAUGACAAUCGACCUUAUGGGUAUGGAGUUCAGCUUCGCCCUCAUUUCGUACGGAGAAGGAUGGCAAGAAGCUUCAUACACUCGUACAUGCCAGUCUGGCUCACAUAUCCGCAGGCGCGCUCGGCAGCGUAUCGCCCGCGAAUCAAUGCACGGGAAAGCCGCCAUCCGAGCUCAAGUCCGCGCACACCUUCCUCCGCAACUUGAACAUGCUCGACGCUGGCGAAGACGACCUGGAAGCAGAGAUGGGAACCCGGAGAAGCCAUCUUUUGUCUUCUGCUCUCUCAAGCAGGGCGGCGACGAUCAGGCCACCGUGGUCACGAUUCUCAACUUCGUGCUGGCCGUGCUCGACACCCCAUUCAUGCAAUGUCGCUCGCAGCGCGAUCUAGACGCCUUACUAGGCCCUUUGCAAGGAGCGGACGGCGAACUUGGACAACUGCCGGUGUUCGACGAUGAAGAGCGGCUCCCUUGCAUCACAGCCCUCGUGCGCGAAAACUCUCGCUCCCGACCUGUCCUACCGAUGUCCAUCUCACACGCCUACAACGGCGUGGAGCCUGACAUAUACAAAGGCUACGCUGUACCCUGCGGCUCGAUCGUCAACCCAACGUCUGGUCCGUUUAGGUCUAUGACGCAUGACGAGAAGGCCUACCCCGACCCCUAUGCCUUCAAGCCCAAGCGUUACCUCGAUGCGGACGGCAAGCUGGACCCGAACGUCCGCCCAAGGGACGAUCAUAUGGCAACUAUUUUGUCCAAAAACCCUUUUUAG